This is a messenger RNA of Erigeron canadensis, 820 nucleotides long. RefSeq names its product two-component response regulator ARR5-like. The coding region runs from base 116 to 712 and encodes 198 amino acids. The transcript is spliced from 5 exons. NCBI's taxonomy places the organism in Eukaryota, Viridiplantae, Streptophyta, Magnoliopsida, Asterales, Asteraceae. The record is from RefSeq and is a predicted model, not a curated record. Gene Ontology annotation, biological process: phosphorelay signal transduction system; cytokinin-activated signaling pathway.
ACUCAUAUAUCAAACCAACAACAUUUUCCAUUUUGGUGUGUAUUUUUCUUCAUGUCCCACUAAAGAUUCUACAAAAUCUCCCUCAAUUUUCCAAUUCAACUAAUUAUUUGCCAAAAUGGAGACCAUCAAUUUUUGCUGUGACGAUCCCAAUACAAAAUCUGUUGAACACAAAGAGUUGCAUGUUCUUGCCGUCGAUGAUAGUAAUAUUGAUCGCAAAGUCAUCGAAAAGCUUCUCAAAGUAUCCUCCUUCAAAGUUACGGUUGUAGAAAGCGGAUGUCGAGCUUUACAAUAUUUAGGACUAGAUGAAGAGGACAAGGACUCUACUACUAGAUUCAAUGAUUUGAAGGUGAAUCUAAUAAUAACAGAUUAUUCGAUGCCUGGAAUGACAGGAUUUGAACUCCUUAAGAAAAUCAAGAAUUCUACGACAUUAAGAGAGAUACCAGUGGUGAUCAUGUCAUCCGAAAACAGUCUAACACGUAUCGAUCGGUGUUUAGAAGAAGGAGCCAAGGAAUACCUCUUAAAACCGGUGAAGCUUUCCGAUGUUAAACGCUUAAAAGACUCCAUUCUUGAAUCUAGUGUCGAGAAAUUUGACCAGAUUCGAACCCAAAAGAGAAAACAUAAACUCGAUCCAACAUCGAUGGAUUGCCAGGACUUAACACUGUCUUCAGCACCUUCACCUCAACAAUCGCUAGCAAAACGGGCUAGAUUGUAGUAGUAGAAAUAUCUUUAAAUAAUUCUUUUGAUUUUGUUCAUAUUUAACUAAUGUCCUUUAUUACUAUCAUAGAUUCAUUCUAAUUAACGUAAGCCAAUGUUGAAGCUA